This is a messenger RNA of Blepharisma stoltei, 1755 nucleotides long. NCBI's taxonomy places the organism in Eukaryota, Ciliophora, Heterotrichea, Heterotrichida, Blepharismidae. The record is from the annotation of a GenBank genome assembly.
AUGGAUUUAGAAGGCUCACCUUUUAAGGACUACAAAGUUAUCCAAACCUUAGGCCGUGGAGCCUAUGGAACGGUUUAUAGGGUAAGCUCACCUGAAGGAGCCGAUUUUGUACUAAAAUCAAUAAGUCUAGAACAUCUGUCUAAACGUAAACAGCAAGAUGCAUUAAAAGAAGUAACGAUUCUCCAAGGUCUUUCCCAUUCCCACAUUAUCCACUAUUUUUCAAAUUGUGUCCAUGACAACAAGCUGCUUAUUCUAAUGGAAUUUGCUAAAGAAGGUGACUUGCAAACUCUAAUAAAUCGCCAAAGAGAAAAACGACUGUUUUUUAGUGAAAAAUUGAUAUGGAAUAUCGCCUAUGAAAUCUGCUUACUCCCCCCCCCCCCCUCCGUGAGCGAACAAAACCAUUAGAAAAAUCGCCAUUUUUUGACCAAAAACCCACCCUCCGUGAGUGAACAAAAAUUUUUUUAAUAGAAAAAAUUUUAAUGGAAAAAAAUUUUUGAUAUAUAAGUGAUAAUUAGUAUAAUGAAAUCUAGAGCUAAUUCUGUUUAAUUUUAAAACAAAUUGCGUUUUAAAAACAUAAAUUUUGCAAAUUAAAUUAAUAUUUGCUUCCCAAUUUUUGCAAAUUAGGAUUUUUUUAAAUUUCGAAAAAAAUAUUUUUUAUAAAAUUUAUAUAUAAAUUUUUUUUAAAAAAAAAAAUUAACCCCCCUCCGUGAGCGAACAAAAUUUUUUUGUUCGCUCACGGAGGGGGGGGGGGAGAGUUAGGAGUCGAAUAUUUGCAUACACAACAUAUUGCCCAUAGAGAUAUAAAAUGCAUGAAUAUUUUGCUAGAUGACGACAAAAGAGCAAGAAUUGCUGAUAUGGGAGUUUCUAAGAUCAUGCAAGAAGAUAACGUCUUUGAAGGCACUCAGGUGGGGACUCCUUUGUAUUUAAGCCCAGAACUGGUUCAGCACCAGCCUUAUGAUUUUAAAGUUGAUGUAUGAGCGAUUGGCUGCGUUUUAUAUAAUUUAGCUACAUUAGAGCCGCCUUUUCAAGCUGAAAAUCUGAUUUCUCUCGCCAAUAAAAUCGUGAAGACUCGCCAAAAACCACUGCCAGGGUGUUAUUCAGCAAGAUUAAAUAAUUUUAUUUUUAAACUUUUAGAAAAGAAGCCAAAAAUACGCCCAUCAAUUGCAGAAGUUCUCAGCCUAUUCCCAAAAUAUGUAAAAGAAAACUACAAAGAGCCAAAAUUGGUCACAAAUAAGCCGAAUUCAGUAGAACCCAACAAUAAUUCAGUGAAAAAUGAGUCCCCUAAGCCUUUACCAAAAAUUUUGGGCCAAAUUGAAGUAAAGCCUGGGUAUUCUAUUGCAAAAAGAACGGCCUCGGUAGGAAAAUACCCUCAGCGGUUUAAUAAUUAUUUGAUAUCAAAUAACAAGUUAUCAUCAAGUCGAAGCCUUUGUUGGAAGCCAGGGACGAAUUCUAGCACUAAUUUUAACACGGCGAAGGAUCCAGCUCCAGCACGUCCAAGCACUGCAGUUUUUUCUGAGCGUAGAGUUAUAGUUCCACAAAGACCAAGCACGGCUCAUCCAGCUGUAAAUCAUUUUUCUUCUUUCCAAAGCGUUUAUGAGCCUCCUCGACUUAAAUUGGUGUUUGAAAGGCCAAGCUCAGCAGCUAAAAAAGCUACAGUGUCUGAUUUAUUAAAUUUAUUAUACCAUAUUAGCAUAUAUAUGUAUUAUUUAAACAAAUAAUCUUAUUAGUCUAAUUUUAAUUAUUCAAGAUUUAUAA